GUGUGUGUGCUUCCGUGAAUAUGUGUUUGUGUGUGAGAUCCUUAAUCUAGCAUGAGAGAAUGCAGUAUCUAAAAAAAAAUGUUUUUACUAAAACGUAUUGACUCGGAUUCAAAUACGCAUCAGCACUGAGGGAACUUCUCCCCUUCAUGAACAGGUUGGACAAGUAUCAGUGUUUGGAUAAAAUUAACUAAGAGUGACCUUUCUUUGACCCUGGCAUGUACUCGGAAAUGUUCCUGGUUAUUUUUCAUAUGAACUGCCCCAUCCUUCUUCCUUUUUCCUUUUUCCCUUACUGGCCUGUGUUCAGUUCGGGGAAAAAACGUACUGUAACAUUCAAUUAAACGGAAACAGUGCUGUUCUGAAUGACCAGUUCAAAAACUGGGAGGGAUUGGGUUGUGGGCUGUGGAACGCUGUCAGCAUGGCCGCUACCCUUUAAAUAUGUCACUCACUGAUUCAAGCCACACCCCACCACACCCACCAAACGGAGAAAACGUACCUCAAAGUCUGUUCAAGAACGUUGAAGAACAAUUUGGGGAAAUGUGUCAUUCAGUACAAAUGGUUACACAGUGUACCACAUGUUCAAUCGAACUGAACGCACCCCUGUGCUCUCACACCCUCUUGGAGUUUCAAAUCUCUGGAUUUACACUCAUGUAAACACUGCCCCCUCCAGGAUUUCAAACAUCAUUGUUCAUGCGCUGACAAAUCAAAGGGAUGCAUCAGUUCAAACCAUGUUCAGUUUGUCAUCUGCAUCAGGAGACUAUGUUAACGGUUGUUAAAUUAUGUGGUAAAUGGCUCUGGUUUAUAACACAUUAAUCAAGAUACAGUAAGUGCUUACUGACCCCUCGCCCCCCCCACACACACACACACACAUUUACCUCAUAAACUAAUGGCUUAGAAGCUUGUUACAGUAAAAAUCAACUACUUCUACACCAUUUUCUGUUAAUGUACAAAGCUCAGAGUAAAGGCAAAAUAAAUUAUGACAGAAGUGGUUCAUGUUAUCUACAUAAUUGCCUCAUGUUUCUUCACACACUUUAUCAUCCAAUAUUGUGUAAAACCAUAUUAUGCUAUUUUGAUCUUGAGUAUUCUUUCAGAGUGUGUAAGAAUGCAACAACUCAGUGCAUCUUAGAUAAGCUCCUCUAAACAACUCCAAUGUGUUCAGGGAAAUUAUUAUGCCAAAGAAUUGUGUAGAAUAGCAGAGCUUACCUCAACAUCAGUGUUUAGCAAAUUUGAUGCAUUUCAUAGAUUGUAUCCUUAUUCUAGGUCCUGAAAUCUCCCUUUGGGUUAAUGUUAAUAACUCAAACUCACAAAGCUCAGAUUUGUGAUAAGUACAAAGCAGUGGUAUCAUAUACGUGAAUACAUGUGUUGUAUUUAAUUGUUGAGGGGAUGUCAAACUGCUAAACCUGCGGUAGUGGCUGGUCACAACAUGUUUAUAUAACCUGUGUCUGAUAUUCGUGAGUUUACCUUCUACAACCCUUUGUCACUGGAAAAAAAACUUCUUAUUCCACUUAUUUACAUUAGGUAUUAAAUGUCAAAAUGUGCAAGAACACAAUGAUAGAAUGUGUCAUCUUUUCACUCAUGGUUACCCAGAUUUACAUUUCAUCCAUUUACUAACAUUCAUCACAUUGGUGAUAGGUCCCUAAAUGAUUUCCAAGUUUUGUGUCCACUCUCAUCUCAAAAUGAAAAAGGGAGAUUUCAAAUGUUGUAUGUAUAUUUAUAUUUUAAUUUGUCACAGUGACAUCAGAAUGAAAUGAUUGUGACAAAUAACUGUUUUUAAUUCAAUAAUAUAUUGUUCAAGAAAUUCAGACUGUGCCUUAUAGAAAAAACUGAUGCAAAAUUAAAAAAAAUACAACUUCAUAUAUUGUCAUUGUUCUCAUACUGAUGGUGCAAUUAUGCUUCUCUGAUAUGAGCAUGAGAUGAAUGCGAAUGAAGAAGUCUGAGAUAAACUCAGUUAUUGCUGUCUGCAGACUGUCUGAGCAUCAGCUGUCUCUGAGGCCUCCGUUAAUACCGUUCUGGUAUCAUUUGUGACUUCUUUACCCUGUCUGUUCAACAAAGCUGAAACCUUCUUCACUAAAAAUGUUUUUUUGACAAUUUGUUCAGUUUAGUUUACCAAGAAACAGAGCACACGACAGAAAUUCAGGAAGCCUGAGGGUGUAGGAAGGUCAUCAUAGUCCUGGGGAUUCAGGGAUUGUAAACUGAUCCUGGACCUGUGCCUAGUGUCGAUUAAAAGACUGCGUAAUUCACGUUACAAUGGCACCAGCACCACUGUCCAAUCACGGUAGGUCUUACCCUUAUUGACGCAAAUCCUUACCAAUCAGAUAGGUUGUGGGAGAGUAUGGGCGGUAAGAAUGGUUGAUGAGGAAGUUUAUUGUUCAACAAUGAAACAAGUCAAAACAAGAAGAGAGAUGCUGUGAAAAGCAAGUAUUACAGUCAGUGGAUAGCCGUUGUGUUAGUAUUUUACCUUUCUAUGAGAUAGCAGAGUAUAAUUUUCUUGUAGAAUAAAAUAUUAUACGAUGGUCCUUGCGAAACAUCUGCGUUUAUUUUGGGGGGUAACGUUACGUUAGCAAGUUCUUGGCGACAUUUAAUCUUUAACUAGUUAUAGUAGCUAGAUACCCAGUAGGUUAGUAAGGACAAACACACGCGUUGCAUUAAUUGAGCCUGAUAGCUAUAUACGGUUGGCUACAUUACUCAGACUAUCCUUGGCAUAGUCACCGUGUGGCCUAGGUACGUGGACGGUGUUGUACAGUGAACUGGGGGGAGGCGUGUCAAGUGUUACGACAUAAUCAGCUAGAGUUGACAUUAUAGAGGACGACGAGCUACCGUUUGGUGAGUCAGUCUCUUGAAGUGAGAACAAAGUCGUUGUGAUAUCCAAAACCUGCCAAAUUAGUAUUUUUGUAAAAGCUUAAAGCUUUGAAAAUGUCUUUGGCUGACCAAAGUCAGCAGUGGUAUCCCACAAGCGUACAGGUGACCGUGUUCCAAGCCAGGAAUUUGAGGAUCAAAGGAAAGAAUGGAACCAACGAUGCCUAUGCCAUCAUGCAGGUGGCCAAAGACAAGUUUUCUACCUCGGUUGCCGAAAAAUGCGUCGCACCGGUAUGGAAGGAAGAGGCAUCGUUUGACCUGUCACUGUUCCACCAUGGCAACGCUGAACGCUGCACACUGUAUAUCAUAGUAAUGCACAGAGCUCUGGUGGGACUGGACAAACUCCUGGGACGAGCUGUGAUCAACCUACUGGAUCUACACGAUAACAGCGCCCGCAAAAAGACCGAUUGGUACAAACUGCUGGAUAAGAAUGGGAAGGAGGACAAGGUCAGAGGGGAAGUGAUGUUGGACAUCCAGUUCAUGAGAAACAACUUGACAGCCAGCAUGUUUGACCUUUCCAUGAAAGACAAACCACGCUCCCGCAUCGGAAAGCUCAAGGACAAAGUGCGUGGGAAGAAAAAGGACAGCUUCUCUGACUCGGCCUCUGCAAUAGUGCCCUCUUUCAGCCAGGUAGUCACUGACAGCGAGGGAGAGGCUGACUCCCACUCAGUGUGCCCAGAGUCUCCUGGGGCCAAGAAGAAAUCCAAGCUCAAGUCCCUCUUUGCCCCUAAAUCCAACCUGCAGCGCAAUGUCUCCCAGUCCAUGUCCACACUGGGCACUCUUCCUGAGAAGAACGCAUCCCUCAGUGGCAGUCGCUCUUCUGGCCUCAAUGUGGAUUCUCCUGAUGUUAAAAAGAAAUUCAAGUUCCUGGGCCACAAGCGCACAGACAGCAAUGACAGCAAAGUGUCUACAGGACCUUUUUCUCUUCUGGGCAGAUCCAAGCAGAAAGAAGACCCGAACAGUACGUGCAUCAACGGCAAUCAUGUGUAUGCAGAGGAGGUAGAACCCAUGUCUGGGUCCACCCUCAGCCUUAACAGCUCUGGUCAGGGCUCAGUGGAGGAUGUACGAAGCCACAGGCAACCAUCUGAUGCCGCCAUAGACUCCCUCAAGGGUGCCUCUGUCAACACCUACAGAAAGGAGUCUGCAGAUAGGGAUAGGGCUCUGCUGGAGCAAAGGCGCCUUCAGGAAGAGGGAGAGAAGAGGCAGGCAGAGGAGAAGAGACAUAAUGAGGAGAAACAAAAAGUGCAGCUCAAGGUAUUGCAGGAGGAGGCACGCAAGCAACAGGAGGAGCAGGAGAGGAGAAUGUUCCAGGAGGGUGAGGCAAGGAAGAAGCAGCAGGAAGAGGGGGAGGACCGGAAGCGGCUAGCGGAAGAAAGAAGGCGGCUGAAGGCAGAUGAGCUUCAGAGGCUGGGGGAGGAGCAGAGGCAGCAGGAGGAGGCCAAGAAGGCAGAGGAGCAGAAACAACAGGAGGAGGCCUCUGUGACUGAGAGGCUGUCCUCUCUGUUUGGUAUGAUCAGGAAGAAGGAAGAGAAGAAGGAAGAGCUGCAGCAGAGUGUCGCCAAUGAGGUGAGGCCCAACCCAUCUCCCAGUCGCGGCACCAGAGAUUUGGAGGUCCCUGUUCCUGCCCCUCGCCAUGCUGCCAACACAUUCAAGGAUAUUCUCCUCAGUCCAGACCCUCCAAUCCCAGUUGAGGAGAGCCCGGUGGACCACCAGAAGGGUGUUUGCGGCACCAACACCCCGAGCGCUGCAGUCUUCAACUCCAACCGCACUGCCAAGGUGUCUGCAGUCAAGCCCAGAUUGGAGUCUCUGAAGCAGCCUGAAACCCCCAACUCAGACUCCCAUAGGCAACAAUCUCCCUCCCUGUCCUGCGCCGAAUCCCCUCUCUCUAGCGUCCCUUCUGAGUCUCCUGAUAUGUUCUCCAACCUUCACUCCUCCCUGGCUCCACCUAAGACACGGAGGAGCACCUCCGAAUCCCCCUGCAGCAGCACUGAGAACCUGGCUGCCAUAGGAUCUUCCCCUAUCGGAUCUGAGAGGAAGCGGCCAGCUCCUCUGCCCCCCAGCCCAAUGGAACUGCAUAGCCAUGGAAAUCCCAAUGCAGGCUCCAGAAGUGUGUCUGCUAAAUGUGGCUCUCUUGUGACAAUUAAGGAGGUUGAGGCCAAAAGACCUCCUCUACCUCUUCCUGACUAUGAUCGCCUGUUCCCACAGAAGAGGCAUGGAGUACAAGGACAGACUCAGUGGGACAAUAUCAUUGCAGAAGUGAAUCAGAGACAGCAGGAAUACACAUCUCAGCUCAUUGGAGAAGAGAUGAGUGUGGAUGGCCCAGGCCUCGACUCCCCAGCACCUCCACACAAUGAAAAAUAUUCAUACUUGAAGGAGAGGGCAGCAGAACGCCUUAACCAGCAACAGACACAAGUUCAGGAAGUUCAAUCUUCGUCUUGGAGGAGAGUGGGGCCCAACAGUUCGCCAGCGCUCAUCCCCCCUCCCAAACCUGGAGCUGCAGCCCCCCCUAGACUAGUGAUAGACUCAAACAAAAAGCAAGGCCAGAACACUGCACAGGCUAAUCCAUCUGUUGAAAGACACAACGCCUUCGUCUCCAAAGUCUUGGGCUCUACAGAUCCUAUGGCUCAAAGCAGCAACGUACCCUCAGUGAAACCUUGGGAGGAUGCAAGGAAGGUGCCUAAAACAUCAGUUGCUUUAGCCAGCGAAGGCCAUUCUGUUCUCCCAAUAGAAAAGCCUACUAGACUUACAUUAAGAGAAGUUUUGGUGUCAAGUUGUACAGAUGUACCUAAAGGACUGCCAAACACUCUCAAAGAGAUCCCCGCAACCAAACCCAGACAAAGAUUAACCAGCAAAGAGCCAGUGAGACGAGUGGAUCCUGAGCCAAAAGCAGCAGAGUCUACUACCAAUGUACAGCAGGAGAACAGGUCAGAAAUGAGGGCAGCCUCCACACUGGACUUCAUAGACAUGAGAGUGAGUAUUCCUGUCAUGGCAAAGAACACUGAGGUAACUGCUAACAGUGAAAAGCAACCCUCAUCUGACUCUGUAGAAAGCGACAUUAACAAAAAACAACUGGAACGCAUUAUGAAAGAGACAUUUUCUGAGCCUGACCCUUUUCCCAUUGCGGAGGUCCUGCCUAAAUACCCAUGGGCUCAACCAGAGCAGAGCCACAGUGGAGAUGACCUGUUCAACCCCCCAGCACCUCCACUUAAUGACAAAUAUUCCUACUUGCAGGAGAGGGCAGCAGAACAGCUAAACCAGCAACAGACACAAGUUCAGGAAGUUCAAUCUUGGAGGAGAGUGGGGCCCAACAGUUCACCAGAGCUUAUCCCCCCUCCCAAACCCCAUAGACUAGAGGCAGACUCAAACAAAAAGCAAAGCCAGAGCACUGCACAGAAUAAUCCAUCUGUUGAAAGACACAGCACCUUCGUCUCCAAAGUCUUAGUCUCUACAAAUCCUAUGGCUCAGAGCAGAGACGUACCCUCAGUGAAACCUCGGGAAGAUGCAAGGAAGGUGCUUAACACAUCUGUUUCGUCAGCCAAUGAUGGCAAAUCUGUUCUCCCAAUAGAAAAGCCUAAUAGACAUGCACCACAAGUUUUGGUGUCAAGUUCUACAGAUGAACCUAAAGGACUGCCAGACACUCCCAAAGAGAUCCCCUCAGCCAAACUCAGACAAAGUUUAGACAGCAAAGAGCAAGCAGAUCCUGAGCUAACAUCAGCAGAGCAUACAACUGUACAGCAGGAGAACAGAUCCGAGAUGAGGGCAGUCUCAACCCCGGACAUCAUGGAAAGUAGUCCAACGAUGGCUAAAGCUACUGACUCUGUAGAAGGAGACAUUAACAAAAAACAACUGGAAUUCAUUAUGAAAGAGACAUUUGAUGACCCUUUCCCCAUUGCUGAGAUCCUGCCUAAAGACCCAUGGGCCGAACCAGAGCAGAGCCACAAUGGCGAUGACUUGUUCUCUGGAGGACCACAGAAAGACGACAAGCUUGAACAGAGACUGACAACUGAUGACUUGGUUAAGCUUUUUGUGCCAAACAAUCCAACCGAUCUGUUCUCCAGUUGUAACGACAGUGACUCAGAAAAACAUCCAGAGGAAGAAAAACCAGAAGAGCCCAGUCCUGCUUUUCAAAUGGUAUUUUCUCAAAGGAAAAAUAAACGAGCAGCACCUCAGCCUCCAGCUAAUUCGAGCAAUAAAGGAGCCAUGGGAAAGGGUGAGCUGGUUAAACGAGACCCUUCACCCAGAGAAAAUGAGACCACCAGGUUAGCCACUACAGGAUCUGUCAAACUUGAGCCUCAAGCCAAAAAUACUAGACAGAGAAAUCUCUAUGGUAAAGAAAAGGUAGAAACCCAAGCCAGGAAAGAGAAGUGGACAGCAGACCCUUUUACCUUCUCCCGCAUGUCUUCUGACUUGACUUCUCCUGAGCCUCCCCAGUCAGUAGGUGAGCCCAACCCCCAGGCAGGGGCUGAGGGUAAGACCCUGCUACGGGCCUGGGUCUCAACCUCUGAGGUGCAGCCACUCACUGUUCUGAGUAGCAAUGGAGAUCGGCCAGCCUUAACACCAAUCAGGCCUCACCCAGUGAAGCCCAUGAGCUCCAUGGAGAGCCAUGCUCUCAUCAACACCCCAGUGGUGAGAGAGAUGAAGACCUAUGACAGCUCACUGGGAAAUAUGAAGGCACCUUGUAAGGUGGAGAGUGGGCCCUACACCCAGCUGACCCAGGAAGAGCUGAUUACCCUGGUGGUGAAGCAGCAAACGGAGCUCUCCAAGAAGGACUCCAAGAUCGUUGAGUUGGAGGAGUACAUAGACAACCUGCUGGUGCGCGUCAUCGAGGAGAAGCCCAGCAUCCUGCAAGGCCUCACCUCUCCCAAGCAGGACCUGUAAAGUGUGAGGAGUGGACCAGGGAACUGUAGGAUGGAGGGAAAGAUUUAGACUUCUACUCCAACAUUCCGUUUAGUUUGUGUGUGGUUUUAUAUUGCUGUCACUGUGUUGGAUCAAGCAAUCUCUAUGAAGGUCUUGUUUCCUUUGCGCAUAUGCACUUUUGUCUCCAUGAGGAGUCAGGCUGUGAUUCAAUUUCCAGGUUUCUUUCAGAAACCAGGAUGCAUGCUGGGAUCCAGCAUGGGAUGCAUGCUGGAAUGCUUUUUUUCUAGAACUAAUUCAUUAAUCAUUCCAGGCUACUAUUAUUUGACCAGCUUUUGCUCUUGUUGUAACACUACGCUACUGGAAUUCCUUUUUAUACUAAUUUACCGUAUGCGCACAUUUCUUGUCUUUGGGUUGGUACUUUUUUUAAUAAACUUUUUAAAUCGUUCUCCUCUUUAGGAAGAAUAGAACUGGAUGCCCUAGGUAUAUUGAUGUCCAUGUCACUGAUGAAAUGUAUCUGUCCAGGCCUUUGCACAGUGACUCCAUGGUGCCUACAAUUCAGUGGACUUUAAUUAGCUAGUUAUACUUUGAUAUCUGCUCAUCCCAAAGCCUUAACACAGCGCUUCAAUAAUAAGAUGCUAGUGUUUUUUUGUUGCAUUCUUAAACCUUGAUCUUCUUUCAUUGUUUUCUAGGGCUAUGUUUGUCAUCCUUUUCUUUACAUUAUCAUGACUUGCCUUGGUGCUGCUGCUAUACUUCUUGGUGUAAUCACAGGAGUUAAUCUAAUACCAAAUAAAAUGGAUAAUAAUUAUUGUGGGGCUAGGUACAAGUACGUCAACGUUAAUCAGACAGUCCAUGUGGUGUGGUAGGAACAUGUCGGAUAAACAAUGGUCUUAGUGUAGUUAGUUGAAGCAUUAGUGAACCUUUGAUCGGAUUUUCCUGGUUUGAUUGGAAACACUCAUCAGUCAACAUUCCUUACUUCAGUUUCUUGCAUUAGUUACCUUAUUACUUUAGUUGUUUAUCCUACCAUCCCUUUGUUACAUUUUGAAGUCAUGGAUAAGUGUGGCCUAGUGGUUAAGAGCAUUUGGCCAGUAACCGAAAGGUCGCUGGUUCGAAUCCCUCAGCCGGCAAGGUGGAAAGAACUGAUCAUGUUCAUGAGUAAGGAGAGACCUGAUAUUCACCUUUUUUUAAAUAUAUUUAUUUUUAUCUACUGCUGUUGAAUCACUGAUGUACCCACUGUGCAGUCUUUUCUUUCUAUUGUAAAAUAUUUAUGCAAAUAUAAGUGCACAAAUCAUGUCAAAUAUUUAUGCAAGUAACUAAGAGUUUAACUUUGAGAAAGAGCUUCCAAUAUAAUUACAUUUUAAAGGAAAUUUAAAAAAUGUACAACUUCAUAUUCAUUUCUAGCACAACCCAAACAUCAACAAACAGUAUGUGUUUCUAUGUUUUGUAGUAAAAAUGAGAGAACUAAGUGUUUCCAAUUACAUCAAACAAUUAGUAGGCAAUGCCAAAUAAUUGGUGCACAAUGAUGAUGUCAUUGAAAACCCAUCUUCCUCUAUCUUUACUACAAAACAUGGAAACGUGCUAUUUUCACAUAUGUUGAUGUUGGGGAUCUGCUGGAGAUGAGGAAUAUGAAGUUGAAAAAUUGUGAAAUUUCCCUUUUUAAGCAUUAUGAAUGUUUCAAAAUGAACCUUGUCCAUGUUAGAUGUAAUGCCUUUGGCACUUUGAAGUGCUUAAUAAGCGGUAGGCUUUGACACUGACAAUGGCCUUACAACUUGUGUAAAUCUCAAUGUAAUCUACUCGAUGCAUCUUCUGCAACUAUGCCUUUGUGUAAUGUCAUAGCAAUAAGAAAUCUUGUGAAAUAUUCACAUGUCUAUGAUUGUGCCUUCAAGGGUUUUACACCUAAGAAUGUACUUUUUGUGAUUACUGUAAGUCUGGAUUCCUUAAGAGCUUUUUGUUUAUACUCCUUUUAAAUUCAGAGUAUUGUAUACACUUUGAGCUUUCCAAUUGAAAUAAAGUAUAAUAAAUCUUAAUGUUUUGUCAUGUAUACUAUUAAGACAGCUUGAAGACUUAUAAUAGCUGUAGGUCUUAUGAUCCACUGACCUAGACAUUUUUUAAUUAACUGAGAAAUGACUUGUGUAUGUGCAAGGAAUAUGUGUUUGGGUUCUGUUCAAUAAAUGCAUCACUACCUUUA
This is a messenger RNA of Salvelinus sp. IW2-2015, 9895 nucleotides long. RefSeq names its product rab11 family-interacting protein 1. Gene Ontology annotation, cellular component: intracellular membrane-bounded organelle. Gene Ontology annotation, molecular function: small GTPase binding. Gene Ontology annotation, biological process: regulated exocytosis. The record is from RefSeq and is a predicted model, not a curated record. NCBI's taxonomy places the organism in Eukaryota, Metazoa, Chordata, Actinopteri, Salmoniformes, Salmonidae.